Molecule: messenger RNA, 3693 nt
Organism: Lytechinus pictus (painted urchin)
Lineage: Eukaryota; Metazoa; Echinodermata; Echinoidea; Temnopleuroida; Toxopneustidae
Product: damage-control phosphatase ARMT1-like
Exons: 5
Coding region: 90-1442 (450 amino acids)
Biological process (GO): DNA damage response
Cellular component (GO): nucleus
Molecular function (GO): phosphatase activity
Source: RefSeq, a predicted model, not a curated record
GAUUAAGCACGUGUGCCCACGAACAAGGAGGGGAUCAAGCAAAAAGAGAGCAGUCACUUUCACAUGUAUUUACAUUUCAAAAUAAGAGCAUGGAACCACCCAAGAAUGCUGAUCAUACUACCGAAAGGCCGCUUUAUGCAAAAUCAUCUGCUCAACACAGGGAGAGCUUUGCCUUUGCUACUGUCAGUAAGCGUCUACCUGUGAUUCUGACCAAGGUUAUUGAUACAGUCUACAAGUACAGGAAAGAUGCACAGCAGUUACAUGGCCAGCAAGGGGCUGAAGACUGCAAAUUCAUUGUUGGCAAGCUGUCUGCUCUCAAGAACUGCAUGCAAACAGACAAAGCCCUGGAAAAGCUCACAGAUGAUCGUGAGGAUGUUGAGCUUUGGAAUGGGUACUUAGACGAUGAGACGGAGCGUUGCGGAGGAGACAAACCCAGAUGGUUUAAGUCGGCUUGGCUUUAUGUCGAGUGCUACAUGUACAGGGCCAUCACUGAAGCCAUAACCCUGAGCCAAUGUCUAAAAACCUUUGACCCCUUUAGUGAUCAGAAACAAACUGCCCUGCUAUCUUCCCUUGAUGCAGUAUGCACUCUAACCUCUUACCUAGACGAGGCAGUCAAGGUACCAGCCUCUUUUGAAAAGUUUGCUGAUAUUCUUCAGAUAUCUCUGUGGGGGAACAAGUGUGACUUGUCUAUAUCGGCAGGAAUUGAAAACUCCCAGAAGAUAAGUCCAGUGGCCCAACUGGCCUAUUUACAACCCUACAUUCUGGCUGACAACAUCCACCAAGUAUGGCAGACUCUAUGUGGUGCCAAAGCAUCCCAAGUCUCCCCUGAUAAGAAGGUCAGACUGGACGUAGUCUUGGACAAUGCCGGUUUCGAGCUCCUCACAGACUUGGUCCUUGUGGACUACUUACUUCAGGUCAGGCUCAUCGAUGAAGCACAUUUCCAUCUGAAAGCAAUGCCUUGGUUUGUUAGUGAUGUCGUCAGGUUUGACUGGGACUGGACGCUUCAGCGAUUGCAGGAGAACAAAGACGCAGCUGUGUCGUCUCUAGGGCAGCGCUUCCAGGAUCGGCUCAGAAGCGGUGUCUGUAUACUGCACGAUCAUCUCUUCUGGACUACUUGCUAUGAUUUCUGCGAUAUGAAGGUGGUGGCUCCGGAACUCUAUCAGGAACUAAGUAACGCUGAUCUACUUCUCUUUAAGGGAGACCUCAACUACCGCAAGCUGGUGGCAGAUCGCUCCUGGCCACACACCACACCCUUCGAAGAUGCCCUAUGUGGCUUCCACCCGGCACCCUUGUGUACUCUUAGGACACUGAAAUGUGACACCGUUGUCGGAUUGAAAGAAGGAUUGAGUGAGAAGAAAGAGGCAGAGGAUAAAGACUGGAUGGUCACGGGACAGAAUGCAGUUAUUCAGUUCUGCAACAAAAUUGUCCAAUUGAGUCCUUGACAGGAGUAAUAAGAUGACUGUAUCCAAUCAUGUGUGUGGAUCUUUAUUUCGAUUCUAGGUAAUGUGGCAUAUUGCCAUGAUUCAUUAACCAACUCAAAUGACUAAUUAUAUUUAUGGAAGCAGUAUGUAAACAUAUAUAUUGGGGUAAUAUCUUCAGUUAGAAAAAAUGAUUGUUAAACCAGAAGUUUAACCUCAUUGGCUGAAAUUUAUGACAUUUCAAAACAAGAUUCUAGAUAAUUUAAUUUAUUUGCCGGUAAUAUAUAUAUAUUUUUUACUUAUUUUUUACUUCAAUACAACGUUUUGAUGACUCUUUGCUCAAAUAUGGACUAUGUGUUGUGUCCAUUUAGAGAUAGUGUUUGUAUAAAAUUCCCUUAACUUUUGCCAUUAAGAUGCUUAUAAAGCAGUAGAUGUGUGCUUUGUUGCCCUUGUAAGCAUAUCUUUGGAUUUGAAAUAAUCCAAAAGUUACUCUCGAAAUGGAUCUUCUAUAACUGAAAAUGCAAAUAGUACAAAGUGCAUUUUGAAUAGGCCUACUAGUGGUGCUACAUGUACAACUGUGAGAUUUUAAGGUAAAAGAAAGAUAUUUGAUUUGUGUAUUUCUGAUAUGAUCAGGGCUCUGAAACAAAUGUUUGCUACCAAUCUCUUGAUGGCAAUGGUGAAUCAGAAACAUUGUUGCAUGCACAUUUUAUACAAAAUACUGAUUAGUGUCGUUCUUUCACAUUUGAUUUCUAUCACAAACCUUUGUGUUAGGGGUCCUGGUGCAUUGCUUCUUUCAAAUCCUUUCAUGUACCGUAUUUAUUGCGUUACAUACUCUAAUUUUCUUUAAAGUCCUUAUCCUUAUUUAUUUUGAUAAACUAAUGAACGAUAAAUUGUAACAUGUUUUGUAACAGGGCAAUGUUCUAGAAAUUAUCUUAAUCAGUAUAUGUCUGCAGUGAUGAUUUGUUUUUAUGCAUCUUUAAAAAAAUCAUUUUAGUUGAUGAAAUUCAAUCACUUUCUUAUUUGCGAAAUAGACAUAAAUGAAUAUUUUGUCAAGCAACAGGGUAAGUUCAAAAGAAGUGAUAUGUGCGAUACAUACACUUAUGUAUUCAUUCAUGUUAAAAAUGAAAUUGGCUCAGGAGUUCAACUGGUAUCUUCUGUUUUAACAAUAUUGAGAAUUUGAAACAUCUUUUAAGUUAUUGUGUGAAAAUUAUAUUAGUGGUAUGAAUGUAUGCAAAAUGGAACAUAUGGUAUUUGUUCUUAAAAGGUGUUUUGAAAAUGUAUUACAAGUGCACAGUUGAGAAAGUGUAAAUUUCAAUCUAACUUAUUUCUUUGUUAGAUCUUAUGACGAUUCUUCUAGUAAUAUUAAUGAAUAUUAUUCUUUCCUCUACAUAUAUUAAGUACCCAAUUAUAAUAUUUCAUAUUUUCAAGAGGGAUCCACACUUUCAAGCUUUACUUUUACUGGGCCCUCCUCACUUCCAUUUUCAUAUUCUCUAUUUAAUACUGCUUUUUUGUCUCUCCUGCAAAGCAGAGCGAGACUGUAGGCGCCGUUUUUCCGCCUAAUGAAAAAAUAUUGAAAGAAGAAUGUGUUAUGCAUAUAUACUUAAUAUGUAUUUGUAUGCCUUUUCGGUUAGUUUGUUCUUAAAUAUUUACUAUAAUGUUUGGGAAACACUGCAGUAUUCUGUAAAUUGGAUACUGGGGCCAAUGUUUCUAUGUUGGUCAACGGUUGGAGAAAGUCUCCUUCUCUGCUGAUGAUUAGUCAUAGGUGGCUGGAGGAAACGGCCGAUGAAAGCACCCAGUUCAUCAGUUACCCAGCUAUUCGAGGAUCAGGGCUCCGUAACACAAAGGUUUGCGAUGAAUUGUAAAUAUGAAAGAACCGCGCUGAUUGGUUCCCGGUCAGUAGUUUAAACAGAGUGCGCAUGCAACAAUGAUCUUGAUUGGUUAUUGGUAUUUAGUGAUUGAUUGCAAACCUUUGUGUUACGGAGCCCAGUUAAAAAAUUGAGCUUGUUUGGUCAAAAACCAUGCCAAGCUUCAUAUGGGGGAUAUUCAAACUCAAAAUUCAAAAUAGAAAUACAAAAUAGAAAUAGUUAUGUGUACAAGUUUUUGUAAUCGAUACAGUAUCUGUUUUAUUUUCAUUUUUUCUUUUUAAAACUGAUCAAUGUAUAUGUGCAAAUGUACAUAAUAUAUGGCCUAUAAACUUAGGUCCUACUAUAUCCAUUGUCUGGGUCAUCAUAGUUGGACUGCUCUUGAUUAUUUUUAAUAACAUAAUAUUAUAGCU